UGCUUUUGAGCGUGGGACUUUUAUUCUGGACUGAAUAAACUGCUUCACUGAGUACAGCGCGAACACCGUGAAGGUGCACAGAAGUGUUUUUUAAACUUAUACCUGAAAUGAUUAUUGGCGAUACCGCUAGAGUGAACGCAUACAGACACUAUAGAAGACACCAGACAGGCACUGAGUUGUUGUGCAGUUGUUUUGAGAACUUGAUUGUUUGGGUGGACUAUGGACGGAACUGUAGAGACAGUUGAAGUGGAGGGAUCUGCGCGUGGGUCCAUAAGCCCUUCCCUCUGUCACGCUGUGUCCGACCACAACGAGAUAAAUAAACCCGACGACGAGGAUUUGCUGCCUCUCAGGAAUUUUUAUCCCUAUAUUCGCUGUGCCCUCUGCAAUGGCUUUUUCAUUGAUGCAACCACCAUUACAGAGUGUCUUCAUACUUUUUGUAAGAGCUGCAUAGUAAAGCACUUUUUCUACAGCAACAGGUGUCCAAACUGUGCUAUUGUAGUGCAUCAGACACAGCCACUGUACCACGUAAGACCUGAUAGGCAAUUACAAGACAUUGUUUUUAAGAUGGUGCCAUAUUUGGAAGAAGAUGAAAGGUCAAGAAUAAGUGAAUUUUAUAAAAAGAGAGGGCUUGACGUUCCAAAGCCAGUGGCAGUGCCAGCCAUGGGUCCAGUAAAGCUGCCUCAGAGACAUAAGAAAGAUGCCCUGCCUCAGUCUAUUUUUACAAUUCCCUCAGAGCUGGAUGUGUCUCUGAUGUUGGAGUUUUUGGGAGCUGAAGAAGGAGUUGCAAAUUAUAAGCCUCUAGAGAGGAAGUAUGUGCGUGUGUCAGGGCAAGCUACUAUCCGUCAUGUGGAGCUCUUCAUCCGGAGGAAGAUGGAGCUGAGUCCAAAUUGCAAGGUUGAUGUUGUAUGCGGACAGCAUCUCCUUGAGCAGUACCAGUCUUUGAGCGAAGUGUGUAACACCCUGGGGAAAAAUUCAUUUAAGGAUGGGAUGUUGGUUUUACAUUUUGGACUAAUGCUGCCGGCUCAGUGAACCUAUAGAAAGACCAACUACUGUGAACUUAGUCAUAGCGAUUUAAUUUCAAGAGCUAAACUGAGCUUUAAAAGAUUGUAUCCUAUGCAAAAAUGAUGCCUUCCUUGAUCAAUUUGCUAGAAAGAUACCACACUUGUUUCAGCAAAUGCACUGAUAAACUUCAGCACUGUAAUGAGUUAUUUACACCAAACACUGUAUAAUAGCAAUAGAAUUUGGUUUAUUAUUAUUUUUUUUGUAGUUUACAGGUCUGUUAGUUUUCUGUUUUAUACCUCUGUUAUGUUGCAGAAACAUAAGGGGGCGAUUUUACUCUACACCUAGGAGUGCAGGUGUUUUACAAGUUAGGGUAAAAUAGUGUAUGAUUCUAGAACAAUUAACAGUGAUUAUAUUAAUUAAAUAAAAAGAAAAGGUAUAUUUUCUUUGUAAAAUGCAGUGUGCCCACAGUGUCAUAGCAUUGCAAGAUAUUAGUUUUCUCUAAAUGGUUAAUUAUUUCAUUGUCUUCCUCAUCUUUCAAAUGUGAAUCGAGUGCAUUACUCUCUGUGUUUCUCAGGUUUUUUCUACAAAAUCGUCUGAGAAUAAAAAAAUAC
Paramisgurnus dabryanus is the source of this 1613-nucleotide messenger RNA. It is a transcript of the gene pcgf6, whose product is annotated as polycomb group ring finger 6. The record is from RefSeq and is a predicted model, not a curated record. NCBI's taxonomy places the organism in Eukaryota, Metazoa, Chordata, Actinopteri, Cypriniformes, Cobitidae.